Cyprinodon variegatus (sheepshead minnow) is the source of this 1130-nucleotide messenger RNA. RefSeq lists its product as uncharacterized. NCBI's taxonomy places the organism in Eukaryota, Metazoa, Chordata, Actinopteri, Cyprinodontiformes, Cyprinodontidae. Bases 29 to 1000 code for a protein of 323 amino acids. The record is from RefSeq and is a predicted model, not a curated record. The transcript has 8 exons.
CUUCUGACAUUGCUGCAUUAGUCAGAUAAUGGAGCACUUGUACCUUCGGGUUUUUCUAUUUGUAUUUUUUUUAAAACAUGAAUCUAAAUGCAGUGUGACUAAGGAUGUGUCAGGUUUUAAAGAUGAAGAGGUGGCCCUGAUGUGCCCAGACUUUCAAAUUAAGGAUCCACCUGACUGCCACAGAGCUAGACUGGUGAAUUCGGAAAAUACGACUAUAUUCGAGCAUCCAAAGGAAAUCCAUAAAUCCAAUCGCGUGACUUUGAAAGAAAACAGAGAGGGAAAGACAUGCAUAUUUUUGGAAAACCUGCAAAAAUCAGAUGAAGGGGUGUACGACUUUGAAGUUUGGAAAGGGUGGGAUAUGAUUAAUGCCACAAAGAUAUCCCUGAAAGUGAAAGACUGCAAAAGCCUUAAACCAGAGUUUGCAACCCCUGGUGCGACUGUAAGCCUGAACUGCUCAAUGAAUGGAGAAACAGCCCCUUCAAACAUCACAUGGGGAAAGCUGAAAGGGAAGACUUCUGUACCCGUUGAUUUGGAAAGGGUUACAAUAAACGGAGUGCACCUCAUAAUCAAAUCUGUGACUGAAAAGGACAAAGGAUGGUACAAAUGUGAUUACAUGCUGAGUCAGAGUCCGCGCUGCUUAUCCAUCAACCUCCUUUUCAAAGAAGAUGUGUCUGUGACCACAAUGUUUCCAAGUUCUGCAUUUUCAGAAACUCAGGAAGCCUUUUCUCAGGUUUUGGAGACUGCUACAAAAGGAGAAGAUGAAACCUCAAGUUGGGUUAUAACCUUGGUCAUUAUCUUGAUUCUCACACUUGCAGUCUUGACAGGACUGUUUAUUUACAAGAGACGAAAAACUCCGACAAACUCUGCAGGUUGCUUUAGAGAGUCUGGGGAUGUGUAUGAGAAUGUGAAUCUUCCAUGUUCACCAGGUGCUACAAACCGAAUCAACAGCUUGUAUGCAUUCCCGGAGGAGAGUAUUGAAGUGAGUACUUUUCAAAUCUAAGAAUUAUCCGGGUGCAUGUGGCAAAACAUGAAGAUUUUACUCCAUCCUUAUUCAACCAGUUUAAUCAGUGCAUUUAUGAUGUUGUUUAAUCAAAAACUGAUCACUCAUACUGUACAUUUUUAAAUACACC